ACCCCACCCCCCAACAGCGUAAUGCGUUAGCAAGGAGCAGAAUGCCGCGUCUGUUUGUAGGAGGGCUGGAAAUGGAUGAAGUUCACCGACCUUGUCAGAGCGGACUGGCGGAAGAGAGAAUGAGCAGAUAUGAUAGGUUUGAUGACGAGCUCUCCUCUCCUUCCACCACCGAUGACUCAGUGGACGAAAGGUUCAGCGUUUUUCUAGAAAUUCAUUUCCUAAUUUCACUCCAAGCAAUGUGCAAAAUAUCGGCCAAGACUCGUCUUCAGCGCUUCAUACGAUUUUACCUCUGAUAUCAAAGCUAAAUCUCAAUCUAAAAUCUCCUUUUGAACCUAAAACCAUCCAGACGGUUUGUGAAAAUUUCCUGCCUUCUCCAACAAGUCGAGGUUGUAAAGCUUGAGUGGCAGGAAAGACGAUACAAGGAGCAUGCAUCAAACAUGGGGACACAAAGUGCGUUGAGAGCGAAUACACACCGAUCGACAAUGGAGACUAUGCCAUCACAUUUAUACCAUCCCAAACGGCCUGCCAAAGUCUUGUAUUUUCAUAAAAAUAUGAGAUCUGUAGAUAGAGCAAACCGUGUUGCUCCAGUGGCUCGCAUACAGGCGACAGUAUUCGAACCACCAGCAUAUCAAUCAUUUUUACUUUCACAGUCUACGUUGUCUAAGUUAGGCGGUUACAAUGCGCUGACUGUGCACUUUUGCCACAGAGCAUGUAUUUCCACAGCUCGUUGUAAAGCGACGCAACCUCUACAUUACAUGGAUAUGGCAUGCAUACGACAACGAGCACAG
Messenger RNA from Guillardia theta CCMP2712, 788 nucleotides. RefSeq lists its product as hypothetical. The coding region runs from base 42 to 293 and encodes 83 amino acids. The record is from RefSeq and is a predicted model, not a curated record. The transcript has 5 exons. NCBI's taxonomy places the organism in Eukaryota, Cryptophyceae, Pyrenomonadales, Geminigeraceae.